CGUGCUGGUGCCUCAGUCGCCACUUCCGUACACUACUAUGAGCAGGACGGGCAGCACAGACCGCUGUUAAUCAUCAACUUCUGGCCAUUUGAACCAAACGAGACAUCCUGCUUUCACAUCUCUGAGGACGACCCCAGAUAUGAGAUCCCAACCAUAUGCCGCAAUUGGAGAAAAUGUCAGAUUCAGACUCUGAUUCUGAUUUUGUUCAAUGGGACAAUUUCAGACACCGAGCGAUAGAGAGAAGUGAUGUAGUCUUCAGUCCAUUAGAGCGUGAUUUUGAUCGAUGGGACUUUUUACCUGCCGCUACCAAACAAGAAACUGGACAGCGGAUGAAAAUUUGUACCCUCUGGCUUCCCAUUCUUCUGCAGCGUGAAGAAUCCGGCUUUAAUGUUUCCUGGGCUAUACAUAUAGGCCUAAUUGAUGCUCUGGAAAGUGAAGAUAUAAGUUUGAAAUGCCUGCACAGGAUCGAAACAGUGGAAGCAAUUCUCAGAGCCUUGGAGAAAGGAAGUUUGAAAAGGAACCAAACAAAGCACAUUUUCUGGAUAAGCAACAUGUUUAACGUGAAUCAGAGUUCCCCAGAGGUUUUGGAGGAUGCGUUAAACUGGUUGGAGCGAACAGGAGAACCGGCUAUUCGCAGACGUGUCCUGGAUCUCGGCCACCCACGCACAUGCUACAUGGCCCUGCACCAUAUCUUCACUGAGUAUGCCAACUAUAUUCAGGCCAUGUGUACUAACCUUGAGAGGACAAUGAAGUCACUAAUGGCUCAACCGCCUGACCAGUUUGUUGAGAGAAGCGAAGCAAUGAAGCAGAAAGGAAACGAGAACUAUAAGAAAAGUCAGUAUGAAGAUGCUGUGCAGUUUUACUCCAAAGCCAUCAAAUAUUACCCCGAUAACCACAUCAUUUAUGGAAACAGAGCCCAAUGCUAUAUCCGGUGUAAGAAGUAUCUAAAGGCAGUUGGUGAUGGAAAACGUGCUACACUGAUAAAUCCACUCUGGGCAAAGGGUCACUACCGCUACUGUGACGCUUUGUUCUCAUUGGGAGAAUUCAAACGAGCUAUUGAAGCCAACAGCUCAGCCCAGAGUCUGUGUAAGGGUGACCAUGAAGGACUCAAAGACUUGGAACAACAACAACUCAAGUUCAUCCAAGCAAUAAAAGAACUCAAAGGUGGGCGUCCAAACAAGAACAAAAGACCGGACAGCACAAACGGGGCAGAAGCAGCUGUAAAAUGUACGAAGCUUGGAACGGCAAAAAGCGUAUCUGUACAGACCAAGGUCUCCGAGGUUAAAAUGGACAAACCACCAGGGAAAAAAACAGAGAUUGCACAGAAGAAGGUCGCUACUAAAGACCCUAAACCCACAAAAAGUGAGAUUUCUUCAAACAGUGGACAAACUAAUGUGGGGGUUAAAAUGGAGUCAAUCACUACAGCAAAGAAGAAAUCAAAGAGCAAAAGUAAUCCGCCUGCAGCUGAGAACCAGAAAGUGCCCGAUAGUAAAGCAGCUGUGUGUAAAGAGUUGAGGUCUUUGGUGCAGGAUGCCCACACCGCUCUGGCCGACCUCCGCAGCCGCAAUGCAGAACAGGCCUUCAGCCAGGCACUGGCCAUACUGGAAACUAACACACCUAAGGAACUUGGACUUUCCACAUUGGAUGUACUGUUGCUGCUGUAUGGCCGCACAUCUGCCCUGACAGAAAUCGGACAGCCUGAGGAACUCACAGAAGCACAAAAACUGAUGGAGAAGAUGAAGUCGUUUGAGGAGCGGACGUUUCAAUGUCUGGUUUUCUAUGCCACUGGGAGGGUGUAUCUCAAAGAGAACAGGUUUGCAGUUGCUCUGGAUCAGUUCUCAGAUUCUCUGCAGAUGGUGAAGAAUCAAAUAACUCCUGGUAUACUCACCUGGCCCCUAACUAAAGAGAUUGUCAAAGAGACACAAACAGACUAUUUCAAGGGAAUCCUGGAAAGAUUUAUAGAGAUGUGCAAAUUCCCUCCUAUUCCUGAUGCUGUAUGUCGACUUGAGCAAUGCCGAGGCUCUUUGAAAGCUGAAAUCUACCUGACUGACCCAGAUUUUAAGGGCUUCAUUCAGUUAUGUUGCUGUCAGAGCUGUACUGUUGAAUACCACAUCGCCUGUUGGAAGACACUAAAGACAUCAACCUUCUCUGAAAAGAAUGAAAAGGAUUUCUUGCAAGAAGAAUGUUUGACUCCAGACUGUUUCGGCCAAAUCUGUAGUAUCAAAAUCAUUGGACCGACGGGCCUGUUGAAAUGCAAGUUUGAAGCUACCAUCCUCAAACCACAGACUCCUAAGAAGCCAAAAGUGAACCCGAAAUGUACAAGUCUGAAGAAGUCAAAACCAAAGGUCGAGCACCGGCCCAAGAGGAAGCAGCUCGAGCUGUCGUUUCAAGAGAAACCGCCAAUCAGCAACGAGAUCCUGCAGCAGAACGACGACUCUGCAACUCAGAGUGAACAGAAAGCCUGGUUGCUGUACAGGGAUCGGGUUCUACUGCAGAUCAGCCAGAACAUGGAGUUGCUGAGAGAGGAGAAGAGCCUCCAGGGGUCAGCCCUGAUAAUCAGCCUGAAGCCCUGGCUGGAGCUGGACUCGAAGAGGAGGAACCAGCUCGCUGAGAGGAUGCUGAACUGGCAGCAGGAGCCUUUGGAGACGUUUUGUCGGGCUGUUGAGCUCCUGUUGGAGAGGAAGAAUCGGGUGUGGGCUCGUGUCCUGAUCGAAAUGCUCAGUAGCUCUCUGGAUGUAAAUCAAAAACUCAACAACUGGGCAUUUCAGCUCAACAAUGCAGGCCUGAACGCUGCCAGAUCCUUCAUCCAGUGCAACGCAGAACACUUGGAGCAGCUGGACCUCGCUCUUCUGCUCACCUUUGGCCCAUUACAGGAGAUGAUUUUAGCCAAGCUCGGUACAAGGCCCGAGCUUUUUUCAAGUAUUGGCUUGACUGUGACUGAAUACCUAAAACAGGCCUCACCACAGGACAUGAGACUCUUUAUCUGGACUCUGGAGGAGCACAGGGAGGAGUACCUGACCUGCCACACUAUACUGGAUGACUAUUUUGAUAUGGAUGGACAUUUUUCGGUCUUAAAAAAGUCUGAUGAAAAUCAAAAUAAUUCUCCUAUCAAGACUAAGGGUCGAGGUCGGAAAAAGAAACAGAGAGAGACAAAGGGUGUUAUUGUUUUGUCUGGCAUGAGAAGCGUAACUCCAAGAGAUGAGUGGGAGCAAGACUUAUUUGAAGACGACUCUUUAUCAUUCCUUCACCCGGCUGAUCCAUUUAGUGUACCCAGUCACCUCCGAGAGCAAGUGGCUGAUUUUGAGAACCAGUACAACGGCAUCCCACACAGAAGUCACUAUAAAAACAUUUUGGACAACAACCCUGACCCAACAAAAGAGAGUUUGUACGACUACUUUGCCCAGAUCUUGGAGGAGCACGGUCCGCUGAUGGCUGAGGACACCCUGCUGGUCGGUGAACUGAAAUAUUUCCCUCCCGUGGCUCAGCAAAAGAUCCAACAAGCGGGCAGCUUCGAGUCCUUCCUCCUGGAGUCUCUUCGCUUCAUAAAGAUGGGGAGAUGUAUCGGCCUGGCUAAGCAUGCUGUUAGCUUGCAGCAGGCAGGACAUGGAGCCAUCCUGGAUGACCUGGACAUCAUAGUGGAUCCUGACACAAACCAUGUAUCUACUGAUUUGCAUGAACCUGUUUUCCCAAGAUAUGGGGGCAAUUCUUCAUCUGCACAGACUCAAGUCCAUCCCAUCCUCCCAAAUCCUUAUACAUUUUCCUUCAAGUCAGCUUGUGAAGUUUUGCCGUAUGAGGACAGCUUCUACCGCUGGAGUAGCAGGGACAGUCAACAGCCAUCCCCCUACCUUUUCGACAGAAGUGAGUUGGAUCAUGUCAGUGAUUCUGAUGUUGGAGUUUUGGAUAUUGAUCCAUAUCUGGGUGAAGUUGCUUCUUGGACAAGUGUGGAAAACCUUUUGAGGAAACACCAAGCAGUUCAGACAUGUCCAGAGACCAUGAGCAGUGUCGCAGUGAAUACAGAGCUUCACAUGCGUUUUGAGAGCUGCGAGGGCGACAUCAACAAAAAGGAGAAGAGCAACAAGAGGUUGGAGCAGCAGAUCAAGGAAAUGGCAAAUGGCAGCGUCAACCAAAAGUACAAAGACGACAUCACCGCCCUUGAGGAAGACAUACGGAAGAUCACUGCCAAUAUACAAGUGACCAAUAGGGAGCUGACACUGUUCCAGCAGAGGCUGGAAGAGGAGGUGAGAAAGGACCAGAAAGAGAAGAAGGCCAACCAGGAAGUACUGAAGUCCCUCAAGCUGGAGACAGAAGAGUUGGUGGAGGAGCAGGGAAGUCUGUCCCGAAACAUCCGAGAAAAGAACACCUGCUAUGAGGCAAAGUUGAGAGAUUUCCUGGAGCUGGGCAAUCAGUCAGCAGCAGAGAAGUCGAGUCUGGAGGAUGAGAUCAAGCGCCGCAAAGCUUCGGUUACCUCGGCAACCAAGAGGUCUCACACAGCUCAGUUGUUGGCAGUGGAGAACAGCCGGGAGCAAGGUCUGUGCAGCCUCUACAAAGAGCGGGCAGACGCCAACGCUUUUCUCACCAAACUGGAUGAAGUAGCUCACAGAUUCCCAAACCACAACCUGGAAAUUAAUAGAAACACCUGGAGAUCCAAUGUCCAAGAAAUUGAAAAGAAAACCUCCAUUGCUGAGACCCAGUACCAGGAGCAGUUUGAUCAAGUGAAGAGCGGGAGACGAGUCAGUGAGUUAGUCCUAAGCAACAUAAACAACCCAUCUGAGACUCCAGCAAAACCACUCUCUGGAGCAGCCGGCUCCCCACCGCUCGUCCAGCAGCCCGCAGCUCCGGCAGCAGCUGAGGCUCCAGCCGCUCCGCCUCCAACGCAGCACAAACCUCCAACGAGGACACUGGAGCCUCCACACACCAUCUUUGACAAAACCAUCGAGGGCCUAUCCUCCAUUUUCCCUGACUACACAAGGGCCGAGUUGAUGAGGUUUGUUCAGGAGCUGCGUUCCUCCAGCGGUGGAAGCCUGAGCAACAUGGCGCUGCAGGAUUUGGUCGGCGGAGCGACUCAGCUGAUCCUGGACCAUCAGGAGCUUAAUUCAGUGAGAUCCAACAUCGUGGGACCUGGGAGACCAGCUCAGAGUGGCAUUCCCCCUUAUGUAGUCACAGCUCCCGUCUGGCAGCCGGUUGGAUUCCAGAGAUCCACAUAUUCUGAUGCAAUCAAUGUGGAGGAUCCCUGCAUCAUCUGUCACGAGGACAUGAGUCCAGACAGCAUGUGCGUGCUGGGCUGCAGACACAGCUUUCAUAAAGAUUGCAUUAAGUCGUGGCUGAAGGAGCAGAGCACAUGUCCGACCUGCAGGAACCACGCCCUGCUGCCUGAAGACUUCCCCGCGCUGCUGGGCCGGAGACGCCAAGCUCCGUAACAUCGAACCACUUCGUCACUUCCUGAAAGUCUGCUUUUAUGUUCAAGCUUUUAUUUGACUUUUUAUUCAUUCAAAUCUAAACAUGCCUUUUUAGAAGCUUUUUUAUAUAAUUAAAAAGCGGAUGUGUAGAGAAACACCAGUUUUUACUUUAGCGAAAUAAAACUGUCUCGUGUUCGAUCUGUUCUUUCUUGUUUGUUCAUCUCUGACAUUUCAAAUUUGAAAAUUAAGAUUUUCUUUUACGCUGCUCUCUUUUAGGAACAAAUCAUGGGAAGUGGUCAAAUGUCUUAAAGUUUUUUUAUCAUCGUCUCCAUGAAUGUGACGUUUAUUACGUUUGAAUAUAACUUUAAAUAAUCACUCUCCUGUUACAUUAUGAAAGAAACAAGUUCAGAUUUCCAAUAAAAAAUCUCCUGGGUCACAA
Messenger RNA from Hippoglossus stenolepis (Pacific halibut), 5835 nucleotides. RefSeq names its product tetratricopeptide repeat domain 3 (gene ttc3). The coding region runs from base 156 to 5417 and encodes 1753 amino acids. The record is from RefSeq and is a predicted model, not a curated record. Gene Ontology annotation, molecular function: protein binding. The transcript has 47 exons. NCBI's taxonomy places the organism in Eukaryota, Metazoa, Chordata, Actinopteri, Pleuronectiformes, Pleuronectidae.